Molecule: messenger RNA, 4779 nt
Organism: Saccharomyces paradoxus
Lineage: Eukaryota; Fungi; Ascomycota; Saccharomycetes; Saccharomycetales; Saccharomycetaceae
Gene: ATG2
Product: Atg2p
Exons: 1
Coding region: 1-4779 (1592 amino acids)
Biological process (GO): autophagy of mitochondrion; autophagosome assembly; piecemeal microautophagy of the nucleus
Cellular component (GO): extrinsic component of membrane; phagophore assembly site
Molecular function (GO): phosphatidylinositol-3-phosphate binding
Source: RefSeq, a predicted model, not a curated record
AUGGCAUUUUGGUUACCUCAAAAUAUACAAAAGCGGCUGCUGCUUUAUGUCCUUCAGCAAAUUUCGCUCUUUUCCAAUAUAGAUCUAUCUAACCUGGACGUUUCUAUAGGUUCGAAGUCACAGUUCUCAUUCCAUGAUGUGAAUCUAUCACUUGAUGAUCUCAACAUCCCAAAUGUGCAAAUAAACGAAGGCAUAGUUGACGAGCUUGUAUUAAAACUAACAGUUUCUGGUGGAGUGGAGAUCGAUGGGUCUGGUUUAAGAUUCAUUAUAACACCUUUAUAUUCCAGUAGUUCACAAGAACUUCACUCGGAUUUCCUGGCUAAAAGUAUCCAAGAUCUCACAAAUUCAAUGUUACAAUUUGAUGAUCCAUUGACCACACAUAAUAGAUACAAAGAAGAUGAUAUCAGCUCCUCAGACAGUAGUAGUGAUCUCAACUCUAAUACGGAAGCUUCAAAAUCAACCGGAAAUGGUUCUUAUACUCUUCAGAAUAUGCGGAAUAAAGCCCUCAAUGUGGCCUUAGCGAAAUUGAAAAUAGCUUUGAAAGAUAUUACGAUACGUUUCAUAAUGAAUGAUAGGAAUCCCUCCGAGAGCGUUGUGGAAGUUCACUUGGAAAGUAUACAACUCACCACUACAGAUGCAAAUUUACGACAUAUAAAUAUUGGAAAUAUUACUCUUUCCUCAAUACAAAAACAAGCCGUAUCCGACUCUCCCGCGCAUCCUUCUAAUAAUGAUGAUCUGUCACAAAGCGUUUAUUUAUCAAAAAUGGAAGCUACUUCACUUUAUAUGAGCGCCAUGGAAGAGCAAUCAAAUGAAGACCGUGAUGGGCACGAAGUCACACAGGAAGAACAAGGCGAUGAUGAGUGCAAAGAAACUUUAAUUGAAAUAAAUAAUUUGAACAUAGCUUUUAAGGGUUUAUCAUCAGUCAAUGAUCUCAGAGUUUAUGAUAUUGCUAUUGAUGUCCAGGAUGUUCAUUUAGUGAUAUACAAAUUUGUCGAAAUCAAAAAUUCCAUUUUGAAAAAUAUUAUAGAUAUCAUUGUUACCCAUUUGGAUGCCGAUAAUACCUUUUCUAGCCAGGACUCCCAAAGUCCGUCACCUGGCGAACAGAAAUCGUCAACUCUUUCCUCUAUUGAUAUCAAAUGCAUAUAUUUGAACUUAGGCAAAGACAUUACAGUAAUUUUGAAAAGUCUUGAGUUGGAGCAAAAGGAAAACAAUUCGUUGGCUUUCUCUCUGGGCUCCUUUUAUUCCAAUUCGAGUUCAUUAACAAUUAGUCAUAAAACGAAGCCAAUACUUAUUGGAGAACAGGCCCUUCAAAGCAUCGAAUUAAAUAUCAAUGAUGAACUAGAGAUUGUUAUUAAUGACAAUGGCAUUGCACAUUUCUUUAAGAUCUUUCAGUUUAUUUCCCAAUGUUUGUCCUUUUAUCGUAGUAAAUCAAAAAGGGCGGUGCCGAAAAUAACUUCGGAUACUACGAGGAGCAUAAGAUUUACCUCUAAAGCAAUGAAACUAUCGAUUAAGUUCUCAUAUUUUUUACUAUGUUUUCAGGUUUCGCCCUUCAUUUACGACUCUGAUGGUGAGUUCUACAUUGAACUGAUAGACGUAUUUAAAAAAUUCCCAUCUCGUUGCACAAAAAUAUUGACUAUGUCAAGCAUCACAAUCUCGAAUUCUCAAUCCCGUCUACAACUGGGUUCAUAUGACGAUACUUUAAAAGAAGCGCUAAUUUAUAGUUCCAUUCAUGCCAGCAUCAAAGAAGUGAUAUUACAAGAAGAAUAUUUUGGAAUAGUACAAUUAGUCAAAGAUAUUUCAGCAAUUGGAGAACUUUUCACGGAUUCAAAGAACUCCGAAUGUACAGGCAAGUCUAAAAGCAAAAGGGGCUCCUUCUUGCAGAGAAGUGUCAGAGUAUUAAACUCUUCUAGGUUCGUUUACAAGCAGAGUACUUCUGCUAAUUUUUCUCUUCAGAUAGAUUCCAUUAAACUAAAAGUAUCAGAAAUUAUAGGACCGCAAUUUGGUUUUGUGGAAGCAUUGCUGUCAAAUAACUUUUUUGCGAUUACAGACGACUUUCAAAUUGUAUAUUUUACAAGGAAUUUACUGGUAGAAAGAAAGACACCGUCGCUAUUAGAGCCACAAGAAAUCAUAUCAGUGGUUCUGAAUAAAGCAGUUAAUGAACCUGUUCUAUAUAUUCAUAGAAGGGCGAAUGGGAAGUUAAAAGUCAUUUUCAACAACAUUCGCAUACAUUAUUAUGCAAGGUGGUUAGAAAUAUUGAAGAAAAACAUCGACCCGGAUAAUCUUGAGUCAAAAGAUGAGCCUGGGGCACAAAACCCUAGUAGAGAGCUAUUAAAUUCUGGUUUCCCCUGGGAACUCAAAUGUGUAGAUUGCUCUCUGAUUCUACAUCCUUUCAGAUUAAAAAGUGUAAUGGUCAUUGUACUUGACAAUCUAACAACUGGUGGAAGUUCAUUCAUUCCGCAAGCAAAACUUCUUUCAAAGGUGAACACACUUUUCCUAAUAGACGAUUUUGCAAAUUUCAAAAUUCAAAAAGAUAAGAACUGGCCUACUUUGAUAAGUUUUUAUGCUGGUCAAGGUUUCUCCGCAAUCGGUAAAAUAGAUACUUUAACUCUUCUGGUAAACAAAUCUGAUGGCACGCUUUUGUUGGAUUGCAAAAUGGAACAAGUUGGUCUUUCAUUGUGUGCAGAUUCCUUUCAAACUUUUUGUCAGCUUUGUAUCGAUUUGAAGUAUCCUCAGACGUUCCCUGAUGAGGAAAAAUUUAGAACAGAGUUGAAGAAUCCUAUCGACGUAUUCAGAGACAUUGAUUGUGACCUUUUCAAUUCCGCUUUCAUUCGGGAGAACAAUGAUCAAAAUGAUUACGAUUCGGUGCAUUUGGUGGACAGUUUUCUUGACAAAACUCAAGAGUUCAAUAAUGGCACAAGAAGUAAGCUCUCCUCUCAAGGCUCGUAUGAAAUGGACAGUUCUUCUGGGACUGCCACAGGAGGUGUUUUACUUCCCCAUGAAAGUUAUUUGGACUCUGUACAGGCAAAAGAGGAAGACAGUCCGCUAAUGGCAUCAAAAGAGCAAGAAGGGAAUGUAGAUAUAAGGGCUAGUAUAGAUGUUGAAAAGGUUGUCAUAAAACUAUUUGAUGGGUAUGAUUGGAAAUAUACGCGGAAGUUUAUCGCUAAUACUGUGGAAAAAUUGGAUAAAGAGCUCAGUGAAGCGGAAGUAAGCGGUUCCAAAUCAAAUUUACCACGAUCAGAAGCAAAUAUUUUUGACUCUAUAUAUAUAUCUGCUAACAAAAAUAAUGUCACGGACUUGAGGAAAAACCUUGAUGGUGAGAUCCAGGGAGUCCAAAACUCUUUCUCUGAUGUCUCUAAAGUUAAUUUGCGACCUUCUAAGCAUUAUAAAGCUUUGCUUCAGUUGAGUAAAUUGCAUGUUAAUUUAAAGAAUUAUCGAGUAGAUGAACCUGAUGAGUUCCACUCUGAUAAUUCCACGGACGUUUUGAACCGAUGUUUAGUUUCCGUUUACGAGUUUGAAAUUAUCGACAAUGUUCCCACGUCCACGUGGAAUAAAUUUGUAACUUUACUGAAGCACGAACCGUGGUCGCACAAUUCUCCGAUGUUUCUUCUGAAUCUUGAAUUUAUCCGACCAAUUGAUUUUUUGCAAGCAGUGGAACUAGUCAUGCAAUUGAAAAUUGCACCUUUGCGCCUACAUGUUGACCAAGACACUUUAGAGUUUCUAAUAAGAUUUUUAGGAUUCAAAGAUAAAAGGUUCGAAUUAAUUGAUGAAUAUCCAGACAUUAUAUUUGUUCAAAAAUUUAGCACAAAUUCAAUUAAGUUAAGGUUAGAUUAUAAGCCAAAAAAAGUUGAUUAUGCGGGUUUAAGAUCAGGUCAAACUUCAGAACUGAUGAAUUUCUUUACCCUUGAUGGGUCCAAGAUUAUUUUGAAAAGUGUGGUGCUAUAUGGAUUAAAUGGGUUCGAUGAAUUAAACAAUAAAUUGAAAGCUAUUUGGACUCCGGAUAUUACUAAAAAGCAAUUACCUGGCGUUCUGGAGGGUCUGGCUCCUGUGAGAUCGUUUAUGGCGAUUGGGUCUGGUGUGAAGACUCUAGUCACAGUAUUGAUGUCAGAAUACAGGCAAGAAGGUCAUUUGGGAAGAAGCUUAAAAAAGGGCGGCAAUGUCUUCUUGAAAACGACGACGGGAGAUUUUGUGAAGUUGGGGGUUAAAUUGACGUCAGGAACGCAGGCAAUAUUGGAGAAUACCGAGGAACUAUUCGGUGGCGUUGGUUCCAACGGCAGGGUGUACGAUGCAUCGAAAUUGAGCUCCACUGAUGAUGCGGACAGUGAUGCUGCCGCUGUAUUAGACUUGGAUACUAUAUUCGAGGAGGAUCAACUAGUUGGUAGUAAAUAUUCCAGGAUAAGAGACCAUGAGCCCACAGCAGUAGUCAUCGAUAUGUCUUCAUCGGGGGACCACAAUGAACCCACAAUAGUGAGUCUAUACGCAGAUCAGCCUCUAGACCUUCCCACAGGUUUGAGGGAGGCGUAUAGUUCAUUAGAAAAGCAUAUGCAUAUUGCGUACGAUGCUGUAUGGAGGGCAAAGGGACAGAUGAAGGAUGAUAAACGAGGAGGGCCGAGUGCCGCGGCAGUUUAUGUUGCUAGAGCGGCACCUGUGGCAAUAAUUCGGCCGUUGAUUGGAGCCACUGAGGCAGUUUCCAAGACUUUGCAAGGGAUAGCUAAUCAAGUUGACAAAACGCAUAACGAGCAAAUCCACGAUAAGUACAAGUCCAAUCGGGCUGAUUCGUAA